This is a messenger RNA of Erigeron canadensis, 1699 nucleotides long. RefSeq names its product replication protein A 70 kDa DNA-binding subunit C-like. The record is from RefSeq and is a predicted model, not a curated record. Gene Ontology annotation, cellular component: nucleus. Gene Ontology annotation, molecular function: DNA binding. The annotation marks the transcript as partial. The transcript has 9 exons. Gene Ontology annotation, biological process: DNA replication; DNA recombination; DNA repair. NCBI's taxonomy places the organism in Eukaryota, Viridiplantae, Streptophyta, Magnoliopsida, Asterales, Asteraceae.
CAUCUACGACUCUGUGUUGUGCAUGUAUGGACUGUUCCGGAGUGGAAUAACCCAAAGAAAAUCAAAACGUUUGAGAUGGUCUUUGUUGAUGAAUUGGGCACUACUAUACAUGGUUUGGUCAAUGGUGAAUGCGUAGAAAAUUUUAGGAGUAUUUUGACUGAUGGAGUGGCUAUUCAGUUAGCAAAUUUUCAAGUUGAUAGAAGCGCUGGAACCUGGCGUUACACGGAUCAUACAUAUAAGAUCACCUUUCAGCCUGACACCCUAGUCAAAGUUCUUGACAACUAUUCAGGUCCUAUGCACCAUUUUGAUUUCAAAACUUUUGAAGAAAUCAUUGAUCACACCCUAUCAAACAAUCAGAUCAUUGACAUUAUUGGUUUAGUUGUUGCUGUCGGAGCUGAGAUUCCAGGUUUUACACCCACAAACAAGCCUAACAAAAGAAGGGUUCUUUGCUUAGAGGAUACAGAGGGAACGCAAAUUGACUGCACUUUGUGGGAUUCCUAUGUUGAACAAUUUAACAAAUUUUUGGAAGCUCAAAAUGACGACAAACCCAUUGUCAUAAUUGUUCAGUUCGGGAAGGUAAAAGGCUAUAAUAAAGGUGCAUUAUCGUUUGGGACAUCUUUGUAUGCAACUAAGUUGUACUUCAAUGACGACAUCCCGGCUAUUCAACAAUUCAUGGAUAGGAUGAAAGAAAAACAGGAAGAUGGAACCUCUUCUUUAAAGGUGCCUACCGUUUCAACUAACGCAACAUUGAGUUCCCCGUCUUCGUUUUAUAAAAAUUGUUUUCCAGUAAAUUUGAAUGAGCUGCAUCGAGUAACUGAGGUGAAAAGAUGUGCAACAAUAGCAACAAUUCAAAGUGUUAUUAAAAAUCGCUCUUGGUACUACAUUGCCUGUACAAAAUGUAAAGGUGGAGCCAAGCCAAUUACUAAUGGCGAUUCGGCAGAAAAUGGGUCACUGAAUAGCCUUUGGAAAUGUAGCGGCUGCAGUAAACCAGUCGAAAGCGUUUCGACCAGGUACAAGGUCUAUGUACGUGUAGUCGAUGAUACUGGCUCUUCUACUUUUAUUCUUUUUGACAACGACAUAAAGAAGCUGAUAACAUUGAACCCACUGAAUCUAAGUGGUGUUGUCGGUAAUUCGGGUGAAAAUAUCCCUGAAGAGUUAGAAGAUUUGGCUGGUCAUAAAGCUCUGUUUGACUACACAGUAUCAAAGUUUUGGAAUCUUGAUAAAGGAAAACAUGAGUACACCGUGUCCAAACUAACCAAGGAUAAAGAAGUCCUUGAUGCCUUUAGAAAGGAUAACGGCAUAGAAGUGGAAAACAUUAGUGAAGAUGAUUCUACGACUCCAUCGCUUGAAUCUAACGAAUCUAAUAUUCAUCCUAUUGUUUUGUACGGAUGCAACAUCAGAAUCCGAGGGUUCUCAGUCCAAUCUGUCCGGUGAAAGUAUUGCAACCAGCCCUUCCCGAAAACGCCUUUGCAUUGAUGUUGCUGCUGAUGACAUUGUUGAUGCUUCUCCUACACAUACACGGCGUAAGCUGUUAAAACGUAACAAAGAAAAAAACAAUGUUAGCUGCUUCAUGAAUGAAUCUGCCCAUUUUUUAAUUUUACAUUUGUUUUUGAUAUUUUGGUUUCCCAAUGAACAUAUUUCUAUCGUACUCAUUUAUGGAUACUACAUAAUUUUAAUUUGGCCACGUUUAUUUUAUUCA